Messenger RNA from Phialemonium atrogriseum, 903 nucleotides. RefSeq lists its product as uncharacterized. The transcript is spliced from 2 exons. Lineage: Eukaryota; Fungi; Ascomycota; Sordariomycetes; Cephalothecales; Cephalothecaceae. The record is from RefSeq and is a predicted model, not a curated record. Bases 367 to 732 code for a protein of 121 amino acids.
UAACACAAAGCAUCAUAAACACAUCUGCAAACUUCACUGAUAACUCCUGAUCUCACAUCUCGACACCACUUUACACCACCACACUCCAAAUCAAACCAACAACAAACUGCCAAAAUGGGCGCCGUCGUCUCUUGCAUCACUGGCCUGUUCCGCGCCGUCGGCUCGUGCAUCAUGGCCGUCAUCAGCGGCAUUGGUGGCAUCCUGCACGCCAUCAUCAGCGGCGUCGUCAGCUUCCUCGAGAUCCUCGUCAGCUGCCUGACCUGCGGCUACUGCGGCGGCUCGCGACGGAGCUCGGGGGGCAUGGGGAGGAGACAUCGCGCAGUGGUAUAAAGAAGCGGGGGCGCAGUCCUAUGAUGGACAGAUGGGAUGAUCUGCUUCUUUUUUUCCAUUGACGUGUUGCCUUUUUUUCUUUUUUUCUUCUUUUUAAAUGGGACGAAACCCUCGAGAUACCCCCCCGGCUCAAAAAGCACUACCACAGCAUUACGAGGAAACGAAUGGCUUUGCUUAUGGGAUUGUCAUGACAGGGAUGGCGGGUUGAAUGAUAGACAGACAGAUAAAGCUGUAAAUCUUCACAAUGGAUGUGCUACUAUCCACCAUAUGGUUCAAUAUUGUGAUGGUUGCAGAGUUGCGGCACCUCACUCUGAAACAGGAGGGAGGCAUUGCCAGAUUAUCUCAUCUGAUUGCAAUCAAUCUGCAAUCAAUCUCUGCAAUCAAUCUUACAAGAUCCCGUGACACACAGACCCAUCGACUGGACGGAGUCUGCCAUGCACCCGUCCUGGUGGUAACUUGAGAGAAGAACAGAGAUAUCCAGAAGUGGAACUGCUCGAUCUUGAACCCCGACCAAGCAUGUAGCUCCCAGUACAUGAAUUGCCCCUAAACUCUUUAUCUAGUGGUACAUCGAGG